AUGGACGGUGUUCAGGAGCUUGUGAGGGUGACUAUUAUUGCAGCCACGAAUCGCCCUGAUGUUAUUGCAAGACUCAGCUCUGAUGCGUCCCGGAAGACUGGAUCGCAUUCUAUACGUUGGACCGAUCACGCUGGACGUGAAAAGAUCUCGAAGAUCAGGACAAGGACGAUGAGCAUGGAAUCUGACUUAGAUCUUCAUACAAUAGCAGCCAUGACCGACGGCUGCUGCGGCGCGGAAGUCAGCUCACUGUGCCAGGAUGCUCUAUUGACUAUGCAGAAAGAUAUCAACGCCCCAUUUACGCAGGAGCCAUACAAAGGCAAAUCACGCCAGAUGCGAUCAAAAGAUAUCAGCAAUGGAGAGAUCAAACUGGAUCAAGGAGUGUCUGAAUUAAUUGCAAUGGCCCAGUGCCUGAGAACCUGCUGCCGUCCUGCACGAUCAAAAGUCCUGUGCGCUGUUACGAUAACUAUGGACUGCUGUCUAUCACACGAUCAAACAACUGCACCACCGGUCAUCAACUACAACCUGUGGCGGCGGUGA
Suillus plorans is the source of this 537-nucleotide messenger RNA. RefSeq lists its product as uncharacterized. NCBI's taxonomy places the organism in Eukaryota, Fungi, Basidiomycota, Agaricomycetes, Boletales, Suillaceae. The transcript is spliced from 6 exons. Gene Ontology annotation, cellular component: proteasome regulatory particle, base subcomplex. Gene Ontology annotation, biological process: proteasome-mediated ubiquitin-dependent protein catabolic process. The record is from RefSeq and is a predicted model, not a curated record. Gene Ontology annotation, molecular function: proteasome-activating activity. Bases 1 to 537 code for a protein of 178 amino acids.